UUAAGGCUGAUUUACACGAUGCCAGUCGACGUACCAGUCGAAGUCGCCAGUUACUGAAUGCCAGCGGCUGGCAACGUCUAAACAUAAUCUGCCAGCAACUGGAGAAAGCCAGUGGUCACUGGCGUGCCAGCAGAUGACAUUGCCAGUAAAACAAAUUAUUUUGUUUUGCUGGCGCGACAGCUUCCCCCCUCCACUACAUCACCACAACGACAACAGCUAACUGGCAUCGUGUAAACAGCAACAGUCACUCGUCAACUACUGGAUUAUAACAGUGAUAUAAUAUUUUUAACUAUCAAUGAUAACAGUACAUCGACACGUGUGUAAAAGUUAAAACUGAGAUCGAAAAAUCGAAAUGGCUAACCGCUGGAAUGAGGAAACCACUUGUAAAUUCGUGCAAUUAUACCGCGAGCACGAAAAUCUGUGGAACAUGUUUAUCCCGGAGUACCGUAAUCGUAAUGCAAGGAGUUCAUCUAUGGAAGCUAUCGCGUCCGAAUUAAAUUUAACAAUUAAAGAGGUAGCCAAAAAAAUUAAGGCUCUGCGUUCAACAUAUUAUUUAGAGUUGGCUAAAAUAGGAAAAAGUAAAUCUAGUGGUUCCGGCACUAAUCUUGUGUACAAGCCUUUAUUGCCGUGGUUCGAUGAUAUGGAUCAUAUUAUGAAAACAGCAACCGUCAAAGAAAAGGAGACGUACAGUAAUUAUGGAACCAUAACUCAAGACACUUUGACCCAAGACACUUUGACCCAAGACACUAUUCAUGAACAAGAUGAUGAAGCUGUUCCUGUUGACGAUUUGACUAAUGCAAGAGAACAGUUAGUAAGUACCCCCGGAAGUGAUAAAAAAUUAAAAGUAAAUAAAGGUCAAAAAAGAAGAUUAGACGUCAUAACCAAUGCCGUCCACGAGUUAAAGAAUCUAAACGAAACAAUUAAUAGUCCAAAAACAUCUAUUCAGGAUGAUGAGUGUGAUGUCAUGGGAAAACAUAUUGCUAUACAACUACGGGAGUUACCCCCUUACGAUAGGGUAUUGGCAAACUUUGAAUUACAAAAAGUUCUGUUGAACUAUCGGUUGAAAAAUAUGAGAGAGGUGUCACCAUCGACUUCAUAUAGCCGUCCUAGCAGUGUUGCUUCUAAUUUUCAAUUGAACCCAUAUACACCACAAACCCAAACCAGUGAAGAAAGUAGUAGCCGCCCUAGUAGUGUUGCUUCUAAUCUUCAAUUGCACCCAUAUACACCACAAACCCAAACCAGUGAAGAAAAUAGUACGGCAGAUAUCAUACAUGCAGCUUUGGUGAGCUCUGAUAUCAAUAGUGAUUUUUAUUAAUAGUAUUUUGGUUUUUUUUUUUUUUUGGAAAUUAAUACUUACUUUUAUGUAAUUGUUUUUUUAUGAUGUUUAAUAAAUUAUGAAUGUAAUCGUUUUUUUAUGAUGUUUAAUAAAUUAUGAAUGUAAUCGUUUUUUUAUUAAGUUUAAUAAAUUAUGAAUGUGUAAUAAUUAUGAAGAUUAAUAA
Molecule: messenger RNA, 1499 nt
Organism: Daktulosphaira vitifoliae (grape phylloxera)
Lineage: Eukaryota; Metazoa; Arthropoda; Insecta; Hemiptera; Phylloxeridae
Exons: 2
Coding region: 353-1315 (320 amino acids)
Source: RefSeq, a predicted model, not a curated record